AUGAGAGGGGCUAUUUUGCUCCGCAUUUGUCUUGGUCUCUCGGCUUGGUUGAGUACUUCUUACGUGAAAGCUGAAGAUCCAUACAGAUUUUUUACAUGGGUUAUUACGUACGGACAAAUUGCUCCUUUAGGUGUCGAGCAAAGGGGGAUUCUUAUCAACGGGCAAUUUCCCGGUCCUACCAUUAGUUGCAUUACCAAUGACAACAUCAUAGUUGAUGUCAUCAACAAGCUAGAUGAGCCUUUCCUUAUUACCUGGCACGGUAUCAAACAAAGAAAGAGUUCAUGGGAAGAUGGAGUACUGGGAACCAAUUGCCCGAUUCCUCCUAAUUCCAAUUGGACUUACAAAAUGCAAAUGAAGGAUCAAAUCGGAACCUACAAUUACUACCCAUCCACCUUGAUGCACAGAGCGGCCGGUGGGUUCGGAGGAUUCAAUAUUGUGGCUAGGUCCGUCAUACCUAUACCUUAUCCAAAACCAUAUGAUGAAUUUACUCUGCUCGUCAGUGACUGGUGGAACAAGGAUAACAAGGUACUACAGAAAAUAUUGGACGAUGGCAAACCAUUUCCUCCCCCCGAUGGCCUUCUUAUCAAUGGCAGUCCAAAAUCUACUAAGUUCACCGGAAUCAAAGGCCAAACCUACUUGAUUAGGGUCUCAAACUUGUGCCUAGUAAGUUCAAUUAACUUUAGAAUCCAAGGUCAUACCUUAGUCCUAGUAGAAGUCGAAGGAUCCCACACCAUGCAAGAUUCCUACGAGUCGCUGGACGUUCAUCCAGGCCAAUCCUCCACUUUCCUGGUCACCCUACGCCCUUCUAUCCUCAAGGAUUAUUACAUAGUGGCCUCCAGUCGUUUUACAAAGCCUCUUCUGACUGCAACGGCGAUCCUUCAUUACGAUGGUUCUACCACCCAACCCGCCGGACCAUUGCCCUCCGCACCCGCAGGCCAAUUUCACUGGUCUAUGCGGCAAGCAAGGACUGUCAGAUGGAAUUUGACAGCCAACGCUGCUAGGCCAAAUCCUCAAGGGUCAUAUCAUUAUGGAACCAUACCAAUUGUGAGAAAAAUAGUGCUAGCCAACUCUGCCCCACAGAUUUCUGGCAAGAAACGGUAUGCGCUUAACGGGGUUUCUUACGUGAACCCAAGCACUCCAUUGAAGCUUGCUGACUACUUCAACAUUUCUGGCGUGUUCGUGUUGGACGCAAUCAAGGACUUCCCUACUUCUGCCCCCGCAGCUCAAGGCGUCUCCGUCUUUGGCAUCACUCUUCACGAUUACAUGGAAGUUGUUUUCCAGAACAAUGAGAACAAUUUACAAUCUUACCAUCUUGCUGGCUUUGAUUUCUGGGCUGUCGGGUAUGGUGGUGGACAAUGGAACAUUACAAUGAGGAAACUCUACAAUCUUGUUGAUGCUACCACCAGGAAUACCGUUCAGGUAUAUCCCAACGGAUGGACUGCAAUUUUGACAUCAAUGGACAACAAGGGUAUGUGGAACUUGAGAUCUCAAAUCUGGCCAAGGCGCUAUUUAGGACAGGAAGCAUACAUGAGGGUUUGGAACAGUGAACGUAGUCUUUACACUGAGUAUGACAUUCCAGACAAUGCGUUGCUCUGUGGCAAGGCCAAGGCCUAG
Coffea eugenioides is the source of this 1614-nucleotide messenger RNA. Its product is annotated as L-ascorbate oxidase homolog. The transcript has 8 exons. Gene Ontology annotation, molecular function: copper ion binding; oxidoreductase activity. The record is from RefSeq and is a predicted model, not a curated record. The coding region runs from base 1 to 1614 and encodes 537 amino acids. NCBI's taxonomy places the organism in Eukaryota, Viridiplantae, Streptophyta, Magnoliopsida, Gentianales, Rubiaceae.